Molecule: messenger RNA, 2636 nt
Organism: Ylistrum balloti
Lineage: Eukaryota; Metazoa; Mollusca; Bivalvia; Pectinida; Pectinidae
Product: glucose-6-phosphate exchanger SLC37A2-like
Exons: 18
Coding region: 1-1536 (511 amino acids)
Biological process (GO): phosphate ion transmembrane transport; glucose-6-phosphate transport
Cellular component (GO): endoplasmic reticulum membrane
Molecular function (GO): glucose 6-phosphate:phosphate antiporter activity
Source: RefSeq, a predicted model, not a curated record
AUGGUUAGUAAGGCACCCCCGGGCAUUAGGAUACUCCCCUCGGGGUCGUGUGGGGACAGGAAUGUGACGUACAGAAUCUAUAUUCUGAUUUUCACCUUCCUGUGUUACACCUGUUUUCACAUGUCCAGAAAACCGAUCAGCGUAGUCAAGAGUGUCCUUCACCAGAAUUGCUCCAAAGUGACAGAUGACGCAAACAAACAUCACCUUGAUAAUGAUACAACAUGGUGUGACUGGAAACCGUUUGAUGGAAGUGAUUACAGCGAGCUGUUUGGAACUCUCGAUCUCGUCUAUUUAUUUGCGUAUGCUAUCAGCAUGUUCUUCAGUGGACACAUAGCGGAGCGGAUGAGUUUGCGGUACUUCUUGUCCGGAGGGAUGUUUAUGACUGGUAUACUGACAGCAGCGUUUGGUAUGGGAUAUUUCUGGAACAUUCACAGUCUCGGUUACUACAUAGCUAUACAGGCAGUUGGUGGGAUGUUUCAGUCAUCAGGUUGGCCGGCUGUUGUGGCCUGUAUGGGAAACUGGUAUGGUAAGGGAAAGCGCGGCCUUAUCAUGGGGAUCUGGAAUUCCCAUACAUCUGUGGGUAAUAUCCUUGGCUCAUUAAUCGCCGGUGCAUUUGUCAAUAAAAUGUGGGGUUGGUCGUUUGUGCUUCCUGGUAUCAUCAUUGCAUGUCUCGGCAUACUUGUGUUCUUCUUCCUUGUCCCAGACCCAAAAGAUGUUGGUUGUAGUCUUCCUGAUCACCAAGGCACUAAAGUGACGACAACGAAACAAAGUGUGGACAGAACUGAUGAAGUAGAAUCAGAAGAGAAUAAACAGCUGCUGGGAACAUUACACAAUGUCAACCAUUAUGACACAGUGUCUAAUGAUUACAACAGUACCACAAAUUUUAUCAAGACACCGGCGCAAAAGGAAAAAGCAAUUAAUUUCUUUGCAGCACUGCGGAUUCCGGGAGUGGUGGAAUUUUCGAUAUGUUUGUUCUUCGCAAAACUUGUAAGCUACACGUUUCUCUUCUGGCUGCCAAAGUACAUCAGCAGUAAAUCUGAUAUUGAUGCUGAGAAGGCUGCCGAUCUGUCAACACUCUUUGAUGUCGGUGGCAUAUUUGGGGGUAUAGCGGCAGGCUUACUUUCCGACUACACAGGAGCAAGAGCCACCACAUGUGUUAUACAGCUGAUGUUAGCUGCGCCAGUGAUGUAUAUAUAUAACCUUUAUGGAAGCAUCGACCUGGCUCAUAGUAUAGGGCUCUCUCUUCUCUGUGGAUUCAUGGUUAAUGGCCCGUAUGCCUUAAUAACUACUGCAGUAAGCGCUGACCUGGGAACACACAAAGUCUUACAGGGUAAUUCCAAGGCACUGGCUACCGUCACAGCAAUCAUAGACGGUACCGGAAGUAUAGGUGCUGCUAUUGGUCCACUGCUGGCAGGUAUAAUUGAGACAACAGGCUGGAACAAUGUCUUCUAUAUGCUGAUUGGCUCCGAUAUUAUAUCGCUCUUGUUACUUCUGCGUCUGUUCGUGAAAGAAAUUCUAGAGAAAGUUCGCACGUAAUGGAUCUCUCAACAUCUAAUGCAGAAUGUCAUUACAGAACAGCCGUCUUGUGUGAUGUCACUAACACAAAACUACCAUGUGUAACCAUCAUCCAAGUGCACUUAUGGAACUCUAUAUCAAAGCGGUCUACCCUAAACUCGUUAACAGAUUAAUUCCUAUUUUGUACCGAUGUGUUAUUAACAGGUGUUCGUAAUUAUAUACUUAACAGUUUGGUGUCCAAACUGAUGACUGAUGAUUGGAUGUCCGUUCGGAUUUGUUAUUCUCAUGCGUUUGUCAUUCUUUUAACUGUUGCUUUGCUCCCAGCAUCCAUGUUUCAUUGAUGGUGCAGGUACUUCGGUUGCAUUCUCUAUACUUUAUUUGAAUUGUUACUUCCUGCACGUGUUUUAUUUGAUUCUAUGUUUUAUCCAAAGUAAGUAUAACAAUAUAUUUCCCAGGGCAAAGUUUAUUUUAACUCUCCCUUCUUACCUUGCUAUGUUCUAGUUUAAACAUUCCACGUGUGGUCUUUUUCUGACAAUAUUUUAAUCUUAACAUCUCCAAGACUGUAUGAACCAGAUUUUAAUUAUUCAAAUGUUAUACACGUUGAUGUUGGCCCUGGUCUCAUUAAUGUUAUGAACACAGGAUUAGUUACUUGCAAUAUCGGAAGACUAACAUGACUGGACUCGUUUAAGACGCUGUCCCUUCAGGAGCACCUGUUUUUUCAUUGUAUCAAGAAACCCUUUUUAAACAUUCUUUUGCAAAUAUUUUUCAAACGGAGUACUGUUUGUAUGAAGAUUGUCAUGUCAUGUCGGUAAUUUUGGGUUGUUUCGUACAGUUUUUAUGAAAUAUUUAAUGAAAUAGAGUUGUUACCGCAUUGUUAAUCAUAUCACCAACUAGUUUAGUUGGUUCGUGUAAUAAACAUUUGAAUUUGAUUACACACAUUGGUACUUAAUUAAUCAAGAACAGGUGUUGAAAUGUAAGAUCACAUUACCAAUAUAUUAGACAAAUAUUUUUUAUGGACAUUUUGUUUCAUUUCAUUACGAAAACAAUUUGAUUGUUUGAUUUAUUACCUCAAUAUUUUUUUAUAUAUAACAAGGAUUAAUGAUUUUCAUGGUCUUUUUAUU